AUGAGCCUUAGAGAAGAUGUAUACAAUAUCUUUAAUACAGAUGGUAAAAUAUUACAAAUUGAAUAUGGCCUAGAGGCAGUUAAUAAAUCCCUUCCUUUAGUUGUACUAAAAAAUAAAAAUACUAUUGUGUGUGCAGCUAAAAAGAAUCAAGGAGAUUUGCUAGAAGAUGAAGUCCAGACAAGUUUUCAACCUAUCUAUUCUAACAUAUAUUCAGCUUUUACCGGUAACUGGCCUGAUGUAUAUACUGUCAAUUCUAAAUGCAAAGAUCUUGCAUACAAGGCAUCUUAUAAGUUAGGAUAUUCUGUUACACCAGAUAUUCUUUGUAGACAACUUGCAGAUAACUUACAGGUAUUAAUGCAAUCUACCGGUGAAAGAAGCCCUGCUUUUGCUGGUACUCUUUUUGGCUUUGAUAAUGGUAAGCCUAUUAUAUACAUGACAAAUAUUUCUGCAGUGUGUUAUCCUGUUUAUGGUUCUAUGGUAGGUACUAAAUAUCAGAACAUGUUUAAAUAUGUUGAGAAGCAUUAUAAUGAAGAUGUGGAUGAUAAUAAAUUGUUUGAGCUGGCUGUAGGUGCUUUACUGGAGAGCUUGGGAGAAAAUUCAGUUUAUCAUGAAAUUGAAGUGGCUUAUCUAAAGAAUAAUGAAAUACUUAAAUAUCUUAAUGAUAAAGAGAUAGAAACUUUACUUUUGUCUAUAGCUGAUAAAUAA
Vairimorpha ceranae is the source of this 705-nucleotide messenger RNA. Its product is annotated as proteasome alpha subunit c6. Bases 1 to 705 code for a protein of 234 amino acids. NCBI's taxonomy places the organism in Eukaryota, Fungi, Microsporidia, Nosematidae. Gene Ontology annotation, cellular component: nucleus; proteasome core complex, alpha-subunit complex; cytosol. Gene Ontology annotation, biological process: ubiquitin-dependent protein catabolic process. The record is from RefSeq and is a predicted model, not a curated record. The transcript has a single exon.